Colletes gigas is the source of this 1811-nucleotide messenger RNA. RefSeq names its product RAC-gamma serine/threonine-protein kinase (gene Akt). The record is from RefSeq and is a predicted model, not a curated record. Bases 186 to 1808 code for a protein of 540 amino acids. Gene Ontology annotation, molecular function: ATP binding; protein serine/threonine kinase activity. The transcript is spliced from 7 exons. NCBI's taxonomy places the organism in Eukaryota, Metazoa, Arthropoda, Insecta, Hymenoptera, Colletidae. Gene Ontology annotation, biological process: protein phosphorylation.
UUAGUGCGUCCGUCGAUCAGAGUAUAGUCGAGUUUACCUGACAAACGUGUAUCUAUGAUUGCUCAAGUUUGUAUACUCGUGCCAUUCUCGCUGUUGUGUUUCAUUAAUUUUCGUGAAAUAUUGUGCCUGAACGGGAACACCAAGCGUCUGGAGCGUGUAUACGAGUACUCAUCGAAGAAGGAGUUAUGGGGGACGCAGCGAUGAACGUCGCAGCGUCCGGUCAGCGUAUUGUAAAAGAAGGCUGGCUUCAAAAACGCGGGGAACACAUAAAAAAUUGGAGGCCAAGGUAUUUCGUUUUGCGGGACGAUGGUACACUGGUCGGUUUCAAAGUGAAACCUGAUCAACAAAUGGCAGCAACCGCACAGCCUUUAAAUAAUUUCACGGUUCGAGGAUGUCAGAUUAUGUCUGUAGAUAGACCUAAGCCUUAUACCUUCGUAAUUAGGGGUUUACAGUGGGCUGGUGUAAUUGAAAGGACAUUUCACGUAGAAACGGAGCAAGAAAGGGAAGAUUGGGUAGCAGCUAUCAGGUAUGUAGCUGCUAGAUUAGCGAGCGAAAAGCAGCAGCAGCAACAAACGCAAAUGCAACAUUCGUCUUCGUCGGAAGAUGUUGAAAUGGAAUCUUCAGGUGGUGGUAGGUCGGAUUCAAGUGGGUCUGUCGGAAUAGUGUCUUCGGAUGCAGAUGGCGGCAGUAUAGACGAACUGUCCGCAAAGUUUAGUGUUCAAGGAACUUCGAGUAGUAAAAGUACAGGGAAGAAGAAAGUAACCCUUGAAAAUUUUGAAUUUUUAAAAGUUUUGGGUAAGGGGACAUUUGGAAAGGUAAUCCUUUGCAGAGAAAAGGCAACAGGGCACUUGUACGCUAUAAAAAUUUUACGAAAAGAAGUAAUUAUUCGUAAAGACGAAGUGGCGCACACACUUACCGAAAGUAGAGUAUUGCGUACUACAAAUCAUCCGUUCCUAACUUCUUUAAAGUAUAGUUUUCAAACAGCGGAUAGGCUGUGUUUUGUAAUGGAAUAUGUGAAUGGCGGCGAGUUAUUUUUCCAUUUGCGACGUUCUCGUGCGUUUGGCGAGGAUCGUACUCGAUUCUACGGGGCUGAAAUCAUUUCAGCGUUAGGUUACCUUCAUUCACAGGGUAUCAUUUAUCGUGAUCUCAAAUUAGAAAAUCUUCUUUUAGACAAAGAUGGACACAUUAAAAUUACUGACUUUGGAUUAUGUAAAGAAGACAUAACGUAUGGAAGAACGACGAAAACAUUUUGUGGGACUCCCGAAUACCUGGCACCAGAAGUGCUCGAAGAUAAUGACUAUGGACGAGCAGUAGAUUGGUGGGGUGUGGGUGUUGUAAUGUAUGAGAUGAUUUGUGGCCGAUUACCUUUUUAUAACAAGGACCACGAGAAACUUUUCACGCUUAUUGUAAUGGAAGAAGUAAAGUUUCCUAGAACUCUCAGUAACGAGGCGAAGGACAUGCUUGGCGGAUUACUUAUAAAAGAUCCGAGCAAAAGAUUAGGAGGCGGACCGAACGAUGCAAAAGAGAUUAUAGAUCACGCGUUCUUUUCGUCGAUCGAUUGGUCGGAUCUUGUACAGAAAAAGAUUCCACCUCCGUUUAAACCUCGAGUAUCUUCAGAUACGGACACCCGAUAUUUUGAAAGCGAAUUUACAGGUGAAAGUGUUGAACUUACGCCGCCCGAUCAAGGUUUCUUGGGCAGCGGAGCUAGUCUGAAUUCGAUAGCCGAAGAGCAAGAACAUUUUACUCACUUUUCGUAUCAGGAAAGUCACUCAGCAGCAACCUCUUCCAUCGUUUCCAUUAAUCACUGACAG